Molecule: messenger RNA, 1049 nt
Organism: Blepharisma stoltei
Lineage: Eukaryota; Ciliophora; Heterotrichea; Heterotrichida; Blepharismidae
Source: the annotation of a GenBank genome assembly
AUGAAACUACCACUUUUUGAGAAGGAUAAAGCAAUAGAGCAUCAAUAUCUUUGGUAUUCUCCUGAUUUUGACAAUGAAAAUUGCGUUUUUUACCGUUUAGACCUUGAAAAUUUCAAUGCCAAUAGACUUCAGAAAUCUGGGUUUCUUUACUUAUAUGAAAACGAUUUCCUUUGAGACAGGAGAAUGAGAACCCGGUUUUUUUAUAUAUGUAAGGAUAAUGAUUUAGAAAUCGGAGCUUAUCUCCUCUCACGUGUAGGAGGAUGGACUAGAGGAUUCUGUAAAUCUGGAAAUUUUAUAUAUAAUUUUACAAAGACUCAAUAUAUAGGAGUUGCUGGCUUUAGGUUUAACUUGCUUAAAUGGCGAGCAGAAUGGUUAUCGAUACUACCUAAAGAUGCAAAAAUCAAGUCAAUUAUUGAAUUUGAUGGCAAAAUUGUAUAUAAUACUAUAAUUAUUGUUAUACAUAAAUUAUAAGGAUCCACUAUUGUUAAUACUUACUAAUCUAAUUAAAUUUAGUAUAAUUUCUACUUUACAUUCAAAGUGGCUAUUUAUUUAUGACUGUUUUACAAAUUCUCAUUCAAAAAUUAAAUCAAUAUUUGAUCAGUCAGGAAUGAAGCAUUUUUAUAAGAAUAAAAAUAAACUGUAUAUAUUUGAUUAUGGGAAAAAUAUUAUUUAUGUCACUAAAAGUUGCUUUGGAGAAUGAGAAGUUUUAUCGAAAAUUUGCGAAAAUAUUGACUAUAUUGGGACAGAAUGAUUUCCACAGCUGUAUUCAUAUUAUAAAGAUUCUAUCUAUAUAUCGAUUAAAGGGAAAAUAUAUAGGUAUGAUUUUAUAGAGUUUUGGAUUGAAUUGGAUUUUAAUAUAAAGUUUUUUAAGGAUAAAAUAUGCCAAUAAAUGAAAAUUAUCCUAUAAAUGAUUCAACAAAUUUAUUCUAUUACAAAAUGAUGAGAAAGGUCUUAUUUUGAUAGGUGAGAUAAUUUUAGAUAAAGAUAAUACAGGAGUUACAGUUCCAUCUUUUUGCCAUUUUCAAGAUAAUUCUAAAGCUUCAAUUUAA